Messenger RNA from Colletes gigas, 2238 nucleotides. Its product is annotated as PAT complex subunit CCDC47. Lineage: Eukaryota; Metazoa; Arthropoda; Insecta; Hymenoptera; Colletidae. The coding region runs from base 50 to 1516 and encodes 488 amino acids. Gene Ontology annotation, cellular component: endoplasmic reticulum. The record is from RefSeq and is a predicted model, not a curated record. The transcript has 5 exons. Gene Ontology annotation, molecular function: calcium ion binding. Gene Ontology annotation, biological process: endoplasmic reticulum calcium ion homeostasis.
CAAAUUUUACUUCUCCGUUUGUCCGUAAAAAUGCAUUUCGACCAAGGAAAUGACGUUAUGUAUCGUGGCUAGUUUCGUAGUGUGCAAGUCACCUUCUCAAACGAGUGACAAAAUGAAAUUGUGGUUAGUAAUAGCCCAUAUUGUACUAGUUGCAACGAAUAUAUGGGCCACAGCACAUUUUCAUGAAGAACUUCCCGAAGAUAAAGAGUUCGCUGAAUUCGAAGACUUCGAAGAAGAGAAGCCAACUCAGUCAAUUAACAAUCAUGGUGCAGAACAUUUUAAGGAAUCCAAUCUCAAUCAAGAUUUCGAAGAGGAAGAUGUUUUGAUUGUUGAUAAUGAUAGUGAAUUUGAUCACUUUGACGAAGAAGAGUUUGAAGGGGUAGAUGCAGCGGGCGCAAAUAAUGGCCCGAAAAGCGACGAACCGUCUACGUUAACAAUUACAAAAAUACCGCUACAUUUGCGUGCAAGAUGGGAUAGUUUUUACUUAGAGAUACUAAUGAUCAUUGGGCUAUUAGUGUACUUUAUUAACUAUCUAGCAGGACGUUCAAAGAACGCUCGUAUAGCAGAAAUGUGGCUGCUGGAGCAUAGACAGCUAUUGCUCGAUAACUUUUCUCUUGUCGGUGAUACGGGGAAGUUAAACGAAGAUGUAUCUGAAAACGGUCUGGUAAAAGAGAGUCAAUCCCAUUACAGUUUGUAUUGUUCCGGAAGAGUUGGUUGUGAUUCCAUGUUAAUCGAGUUAAAACUAAUUAAAAGACAAGAUUUAGUGGCAGUGUUGGCGCAACUCGUGCGACCACAAAAUGAUCAAGCGCUUAUACGAAUAGAAUUAGCUAAAGAUGAAACGGAUAAUUUUGUGCUAGCGGUAGCUACGAAACGGACCGCGAUGCAUUUAACGCGCGAUAUGGCCGAUAUCAGUGUUUAUUGUCCAGAAAAGAGACCCGGAGAAAAAUUCGGUCUUCCAUCAGGAUUUUAUGUAAUGUCUGAAAUUGCUGAAGCAGCGUCAGCUAUUUUAGAUACAAGAGUUUUACAAGCAUUUACAAAGUUUGCACCAUACAUAGAUUAUGUACAUAUUAGUGACCAAUUUAGUGGUCCUAAGCAACAAGAAGACACAACUCAAUUAACAAUGCCUGAUGUAAAAAGAGUUUUACUUGUUGGACUAAAUAUAAGUAUUAAAGGACGUACUACUAACGCUGAGGGUCAAGAAAAAUUGAAACUUCUCUUACAACUAACAUUUUACUUGUUAGAUAAAUUACGUCGUUUCAAGCUAUCUAAAGAGGGUAAAAGUAAAGCAGAUAAAAAUAGAUUGAGAGUGGAGGAGGCAUUCUUGAAAACAACCCAUGCCGCUAGAGCCGAAGCAGCUGCGCAGAGGAGAGAAGAACGUCGCAGAGCCGAGAAGGAACGUAUCUUGCAGGAAGAGGAUCCUGAUAAGCAAAGGAAAUGGGAAGAAAAAGAACAACGAAGACUUACUAAAAAGAGAGCACCUAGAAUGAAGCAGCUUAAGAGUCUGAAGCCGCCUUAACGGAGGGAUUUAGGAGGACCAUCGGCUACACGACCCUCGUAAACUCGACGUACCGGUCACUUCAUGCUGGUAUCCUAAACUUUAUAACUUGGACGGGCGUGCAUUCCUCGAUCGUUCCUACUUUCUUUCCGUUUUUAUUCAUAAAAUCCUCGUUCCAGGAAUAAACCUCCACUUUCUUCCUUCUCCUUCGAACAAAUUAGAUAUCCGUUGCAGCCAAUCGAUCCUUAGAUUUAGGUCUCAUCAGUUUAAUCACGCCCACACUGAGGUAACAAAUUUUUGUAAGCAACAAAAUACGCUGAUCGGUCGAUACAGAGCACCUGUACUUGCAAUUACAAUACACACUAAUACACUCUCGAAUCGUAUAUCAUUUUUCACUCAGCUUCCUUAAUUUCCAACUUUUGUAGAUGUCCUAUUUUGGAAAGCAUUGGUACAUACCACAUCAAUACACUCAGACACAGCAUCGUGUCCAAGUAAACAAUCAAAAAAACCGACACGACUCAACAAAUACUAUAGAUAUUGUUCACGUGAGGUCUCCAUAAAUACUUAAAUUUCGGAACUCUAAUGUUAAUAGCAUUACAGACUAGAAAGUAUUCGAUGCAUGGAAAUCUUACAUCUUAUUCUUUAAUGCCAUAUUCAUGUAGGUUGAAUACUACAAAGAAGCAAUACGUGACAUUCUGUGAUAUUUAACGUUAUGAUUACUGUUACCAAAGUUAGGAAUUAUA